AAUCUCGCUGAAACCUGUUCAGGAACGCUGCCUAUGUCAGAAAACUGAAGGCUUCGUCGCAAAUUGCCUAGCAAUUGCAUAAUUAAAUCUCGAGUUGCUAGGCAAUUCCCUUUUAUUAGCCACACGCUUUCUGGUCCCAGCUGAUAUUGAACAGGUUCACACUGUUUUAGGCAUUUAGCGGCAGUGGCGUUUUUGUGCCGUGGGUGAUUGGAUUUCUCUCAAAUUGUAUUAAUUAAGCUCUGCUACGCGCCCUAACCCAGAACAACAACUGUAUUAAUUAAGUGAAAUUUUCUAUAUAUUUUUUAGUUUCUCUGGAGCGCGUCUGUGACUGCUGCUUCUCACCGCAGCCAGCUGAAGAGCGUCCAACAUGUGGUCCGACUGGAGGGUGAUGGUGUCGGCACACCACGUGCUGAACGUGCUGCUCGCAUGCUCCUUCCUCGUCUUCAAGCUGACGCCGGUCGUGUGCGAGUACGUCUUCCAUGGACCAGAGCCCUGCGAGCUCUCUGAUAACGAAAGCAAACUGCUGUUCUUCGUGGCUGUAGUGAUCUGGGCCAAGACGAAGAAGACUGGGCAGCGUGGCCUUCUGCCCUACCUGAGCACCACCUACACCUACAUGAAGCUACUCAACCUGGUGCUCUGGUUCUACUCUGACCCUGUGAAGGGCAUCAUCUACCUGGUGCUGGCCACUAUGGCGUACGUGUGGUUCCCGGAGCCGGUAUCUUCAGCGCCGGAGAAGGUCACCUACUUCUCCUACCAGGAGCUGGAGGAGCAGCUCACCACGCAGCGCAACACCACCUUCUUCGUCUGCUUCUUCGCCACCUGGUUCCCGUCGUCGGUCAACUUUGCCAACGUGUUCUCGCGCCUGUCGGGAUCGUACGCGCUGGAUAACCUCGUAUUCGGCAAGGUGGACGUCACGCGACACCCGGACGCCGCCCAGAAGUACCGCAUCAGCACGUCCAGCUUCAGCCGCCAGCUGCCGACCGUGGUGCUGUUCGAUGGGGGCCAGGAGGUCACCCGGCGACCCGGCUUUGACGAGAAGGGCCGCCUGGUGCCCUUUACGUUCACACAGGAUAACGUGGUGGCGGCCUUCGACCUCAACAACGUCUACCAGAAGUGCAAGGACGAGCUACCGCGCUUCCGCAAAAUCGAGGCCAAGAAGACCAAGUAGCGGCCCAUCUCCGUGCUUUCUGUGAAGCUCAUUUGCGCGCGUGUGCAUGUUGCGUGCCUGGCCACGCAAGUUGCUGUUUGUAUGAGCUUGCGUGCGACGCGUGUUGAGGCGCAAGAUAUCCCAGUAUGUGCCAUAGGGUAGGUAUGUCUCAUGCUGGCGUCGCUGUAGUUUGUGCAAUAGGGACGAUGUCUGGGAGCUCUGGGAUCGCUGCUGUUCUCUGGGCCGUUCCGCGCCCGUCACUCCAUCCGAUCCCAUGGUGGCGUGGUCCUCCUAUGACGUCACCGCGGCUCCGCUGAACGUCCUUCGGUCCGCUGUGCUUUGGCAGUGAGGACAUGAACUGUGAAUCUCGGUUCGGCUGCGCGCCGGUCACCAUAACUCAGUGUUGCCAUCAUGUUCUGUACCGUGUUUCAGUUCAUUAGAGAUGAGCUUCAUGCCCAGAGAACGACAUGUUGUGUAGUUGGUGGCUGGUGCGAGCUGCGUUGGUCUCAAAUACAUUGGCAGGCACGGUCGCA
Messenger RNA from Amphibalanus amphitrite, 1680 nucleotides. RefSeq names its product thioredoxin-related transmembrane protein 2 homolog. Bases 368 to 1168 code for a protein of 266 amino acids. The transcript has 6 exons. The record is from RefSeq and is a predicted model, not a curated record. Lineage: Eukaryota; Metazoa; Arthropoda; Thecostraca; Balanomorpha; Balanidae.